This is a messenger RNA of Pocillopora damicornis (cauliflower coral), 3726 nucleotides long. Its product is annotated as atos homolog protein A. The record is from RefSeq and is a predicted model, not a curated record. Lineage: Eukaryota; Metazoa; Cnidaria; Anthozoa; Scleractinia; Pocilloporidae.
GUUGUCUGGCUCUAUGAUAUUCGAGCGCAAAACAGAAAAGUUUUUUCUCUUGUCGCCGAUUCCGCAAUUUAUGUCAUUUCCUUCGCUAGUAUAAAUAAGUAAGAGUGUAUUUAGUCGUACUUUCGCCCGUAAGAUUACAAGGAUGAUUACCUUACUUUAGUUAACUUUGCGAGAAGAAAAAUUAUGAAGCCAAGUGAAGUUCUCACAGGAGCAGAAAGUGAGAUUUCUGCUGAGGAAAUGGAGUGUGAGAUGCAAGCAAGAGAGUUCUUUGUGCACAUUGGCAUGCUUAUACUGGAGGGACGUACACCACAGUGUUCAGAGAAAGGCAGAGUGGAAGGACCUCAUUGUUUGUCCUUUUUCAAUGUUGUGCCUCAUGUCUGUGACCAGAAAGGAAACUAUAGUUGCCAGAAAGUAUCUGAAAGAAAAGAAAAGAUGAAUGCUUUAUGGGAGAACAGCUUUCCUCUGGUGAUAAGUGUUUUGAUAGAAGAACCUUCUCAGAAUAGUUUGAUUUUACUGGAAAGAUGGACAGUGGAAGUAGUGAAUGAGUCAGAUGUUGUUCAUGGCCGUAGUGGUAGCAUGCUCAUGCAGGCCAUAAGGUCACACAUUCAUUUCUCACAGCUGAGUGCCUGGUUAAGCAGAAGUAAAGGCUCCCUUCCUUCUAAAAUCAUUUACAGAAUAUCUGAAACUGGAGAGGAAUACUCAUCAACUAGCUUUCUUAAACAUCCUGAUCUGCAUGUGUUUCCUUUGGCAAAUCUCCAUAGCAACAGAGCAUUGCAAGUCAGUGUUCAUUCACUACCAAGAUGUGACAUAUUUAAUUUUACGGAUGAAAUUCUGGCAUCAAAGAUCGAUCAACUCAGUGCUGGUCAUAAAGUGCACAAAAAUGGACUGCAGGGCUCAGACUUAAGUGAUGACUUGUUCACUUCUCCCUUGAAGAAGAAAUCAUGCAUGAAAGAGCUUGAAACUAAUAACCAUUCACAGACAUUAAAUGGACAUAAUCUUACAAAUAAACAAAACCAUUUGGACGUCACAAAUCCCUCAACCAGCAGAACUUUUGAUGAUCAGAUAGAAAGAAACUCUGACCAGAAAGUAUUGAUUUCCCCAAAGAUGUCACAGGAAAGCUUGAAAAAGCGCUUUUUGAAUAUUAGAAGUCUUAGUGAAGGAACACCAGGAAUGUCUCUACAGGCACAAACAAAACAACAUGACUUAAAUAAAAUACACGAACCCACUCACAACAUAGAAACAAAAAAGAGUUGUGAUACUCAGAUCUCUUCAAGUAUCCAUAUUCCCAAAGGAGUCAUCCAAGCACUUAAGACUCAGCGUGUUGGGGCUGGUACUCUUCCCAUCUUUAAUUCAAGAACUGGUCUUCCGGUAUCCUCAAGUCCAGCUCCUCUGCGUCGAUCAGCUACAGAUUUGGACAUUGAGGAUGACUGUAGAGAACAAGUCAAUGGAUUUUCAAACAACUCAAGUUCAAAAGACCUAACAUCCAUACUUAGCAAAAGUGCACCUGCUUCCACAACCCAGAGUCUCUUGGGAAACUUUGAGGAAUCUGUGUUGAAUGGUAGAAUGGAGCCACUGGGAACUGUUGAGGGUUUUACCGCAGAGUUAGGUGCCAGUGGAAGUUUCUGUCCUGCUCAUGUCAAGCUGCCUGUGAAAGCUUCUUUCUUUAGCCUUUCUGAUGACAAUGCUCCCUCUCCUUAUUUGGGGUACAUAAGUUUAAGUGAUCCAAGUAUUAGCCAUAAAGGUUAUCACAUACCCAACAAGGGAACUGUACAGCUGACUCUGUUCAACCCAAACAAGACUGUGGUGAAAAUGUUUGUAGUACUCUUUGACUUCAGUGAUAUGCCUCCCAGAUCUCAAACAUUUCUGCGUCAGAGAACGUUUUCUGUGUGGAGACACACUUGUCAAUCAACUGAGGGUCGUAAUUCCUUACACUAUCUCAUACACUUGAGAUUUGUAAGCUCCAAAUCUGGCAGAUUGUAUCUUCAUACAGACAUCCGAGUAAUAUUUGCACGUCAACCCCCUGACCUCCCUAGUGGGGUGAAAUUUUGUACAGUGACCGAUGGACCAACAGAACCUCGUUACACACAAUACAAUCAUAAAUUAGUAUGAAGAGUAGUUCUAGCUUGCUUAAUUUAUUAUAAAUAUAAAAAAUUAAUAAUGAUUUAUAUUUGUUAACAAUUUGUAGCCAUUACUUUCUGAAAUGUUGCUGUAGUCAUGGUAACCAUCACAAGAGAUUCUAAUCAGUUUGUUUUUUUUCUUAUUUUCGAGCAUAUUAUCGAUAAAAUGUGCAUAGAAUUUACAGUUAAUGGAAUAGUUUAGGAUCCAGUCAUCAUUUAUUGCCUGAGGGGGGGGCCACAUAGUUUUCAGGGGGGAGAGAGGGGGGAUCAGUCGUCGCCAACAGAGUAUAAAGAGUGGACCUUAGAAAUUGACUGGAGACCAUAAGAACAUCACAGAGCCUUACAGGGGUGGGGUGGUAAUGAAAUCGCGUCAAUUUUUUCGUGACACGGCUAAAAUCCUCUGACCCCUCCCCGGGCGAUAAAUAAUGAUUGGCUCCUGAUAUUAUUUCAAAAGUAUUAGGGGUUGGUUGUGCUACUGUGAACAAUCCACACACUAUUUGGAAUAUAGGUGCUCAAGUAAUCAAACAAUAGUUUGACCAGAGGCUGUAACAAAUGACAAACAAGCUGAGAGGAUGGAGAGUAUAAAUGGGCUGUCGUUUUCCCUGUGAGUGCUGAAAAAUUUGUGCUCUUCUCUUUCUCUGGAUUUUGAAGCUAUUCUGUGAAAAUGUUAAAUAUUUUAGGCAAAAUUGAGAUAUUUAUUGGCAAGAUAUAGAAAGGAAAGUUAAUGCUAAGUCAUGUAUAUUUCAAUCUAGGUAUUUCAAUUUACUCUAAUCCAAAAUAUAUAGGAAGGAUGGGAUGCGUUUGGACAUGCUCCUCAAUUCUCCCUUUUAUUUCGCUGACUUCUUCCUUACCGGUGAGGUAAAAAGCGUAUGUACCCAGAAAAUACUAAAAGAAAGAAUUUGUUUCAGUCAGAGCAGUUUACAAGAUUUUGCCUUGCUGGUCUCCCUUAAUGGUCCAGAAAAAUCGUACCUCUUUCUUGACCAGAGUGAGGUGAUUUAAAACAACUGCGUCUUGUCGCUCGUGUUAUUCCGCGCUUGAGACUACGAACUUACUUUGAGUUCUGGUUGGCUAAAGUGGUAUUUAUCUUUUGCUCUGAUUGGAUGAUUUGAUUACAUCAGGUUUGCUAUAGGUUUCAUGGCGUUUUAUCCUCGUGCAAACAUGUCAUAUUUCACCUCGUGAAACUGGACUCAAAAACAUGUAUUUUUUUCAUAGUUAUCCAACACUGGAUUAUAACAAACUUUUCCAUAUGAAAUUAAAUGAUAAACUAUUUAUUAUUUUUGAUACCAAUUUUUUUGUUGCUUUCAAACCAGUUAGGUCAUUCCAAUUUUUUUCUAUCACAUACAUGUAACUCUUCGAAUUAUUGGUUUUUAUUUUAUUUUUGGUAUUUGUAUAUAACAGCGCUACGUUUUAAAACAAGUAAAAUAUAAAUUUAUUUAAGAAGGAUUUUAAGUCCUUCACAAUAGCAGGAGCUAAUUUUGGAAUUAAGGAAAAUAUGAACGUAAUGGCCGCAUACCUUGAGAUAGAGGAAAAUUGUGUUGGUUAAUUCUGUUGAGGGAAUGAAAUAAAAUUGCAUUACAUAUUAAACUAUUUAAGAAUUUCUUGUCCGUGA